GAAUGGAUGUGUCCGUAUCUACCUAUGAGAUACAGUAACGGUAGAGCAGCAAAAUACAAAAAGCGCCACCAAGUUUUUCCGGCCGUUGUUUUAAAUGUUCAAAUCGUCGCGUGUGUAGUUGUGGCUGUUGUUGAUUUUGGUCUAUCGACAAAGCACAUAAAGAAGGCAUAGGAAAGAAGAAAGAAAUUGCAUAUUUUGUAUUUGUUUACAAUUGACAACUUAAAAAUUAUUGAUUAGAUAAACGAUCGCGAAUGAGCAUUGCCCUAACGCGGUUGUGCUGUGUUGAGAAGUUUUGAUUGUUCACUACAGAAUGGUGACUGUUAUGGCACAACACAGUUUUAAAAACGAUUGAUCUUCAAUUUAUCGGUUAUUUUAUUCUUACAAAAUCUAGCGUGUCUCAUACGUAAUAGCCGGUUUUGCAAAAUUUUUAAAAGUUUCCAUCGAAGAAAAUAUGUUUAAAGUGUAAUUUCCAAAUACGAAACCCUUAAGAUAACUCAUUUUUACUGAGAUCCACACCCGCUCCUCACUCCGUUACAGUCCAUUCUUGCUUGAUGUCUUUGUCUUUGGUGUUAUUGCUAUGCGUCGCUGGUAGUCACAUCACGGGCGUGCUAGGCGAGGAUGAGGCACGCGUAUCAGCCGUGCGUCGAUUGGUCAGUGCGCCAAUAUGCUGUCCUUUAGGCUGGUCCCUUGUCAAAAUCAAUAUGGGCUUUUUUCGACCCGAACUCUACGAAUGUCGUAAUGUGUUUCACAGUGGAGAUGACAAUGAGAACAGUAAAAACCCAAAUGAUCUAGAAAACGCCAUCGAAAUUUUCGAACGUACCGCUCCAGUUUAUGGUUACCGUAUUCAACCCGCCGAGUUAGAUAAAGGCGGCAAUUUCACCGGACAAAUCCCACAGUGCAAUCGGCAUAGAUUUCUCUUCCUCAUUGGCGACAAAGAGGUGGAGUUGCCGCCCAACACUUGCCUUACAAGCGUUGAUCAACGACUUGCCGCCAUCUCCUGCACGCCGACGAGAGGUAAAGCGCCACAAUCACUGAGUGUCGUACACAAGUGUUGUCCGCUCCGUUACGUAUACGACGCAGGGUAUCAAAAAUGUGUACCACAUGACGGCGAGCAGAACUUCCAACGCUAUGGCAGUGUGCUGCAACAGUGGACGAUCUUCGUGGAUGGCAUGGUAGAAUGUUCGCGUGAUAUGGUCCUAGUGGAGUACCACCUAAGUGAAAGCCAGUUGAAAUUCAUCGAUGGUAAAGUGGCCAUUACCAUAGGCAAUGAGUGGAAAAAGUUCAAGUUGCAGGAAUACUGCAUGGAAGCAAUUGAAGAAACGGCAGAUGAGAAUUAUGUAAACAAGCCAGUUUUUUUAGUGCGUACUUGUCAACCGAGACGUGUGUGUCAGAUCAUGGCUUGCAUUCGGCGCUGCUGUACGGAUGGUGAAAUUGUCACAAAGGGCAAUGCGACGUCUUAUUGUAAACGUGACGAGGCGGAUGUGGGCUUCCACAGUUUCGAGAGCCUCCAGAUAAGUGGAAACUUCACAAAACCUUCAGUGUUUGGUAUUUUACGUGGUUUGAAUUGCCAAAAAUUCCUGCUGAACCCCGACAUAUACAACGUAGAUGCGCACACUAUUAACUCCAACGAUGGAUCGCUUUAUAUCCCCGCCGGCAUGAAAAAUUACACCAAUAGCCAGUAUUGCGUAGAGAAGAUACGCAACUCAUCGUUUGGCGAACAGAAGCUCUAUUCAUUUCUUUGCUUCGACUCGAAAGUGGUUAGCAAUGAGAAGAUUCGUUUCAAAAUGUAUCCAAUUGGACUGUUGAUUUCAUGCUCCUUCUAUGCACUAACACUGGGCGUGUAUUUAUCCAUUUCACGUCUACGUAAUUUGCCCGGAAAAAUUUUAAUCUGCUUAGUAAGUAAUUUAUUUGCAGCUUAUUUGGGCAUUGCAUUGGGCCAACUCAUACCAACGAACAACGACAAUAUAUGCUUUGUAUCAGGAUACUUCAUAUACUUUUGCCUCAUGGCCGCAUUCGCAUGGAUGAAUGUAAUGUGCUUCGAUAUAUGGCAGACAUUUGGCUCAGCAAAGAAAAGACGUGGUUUUCAGACAAACGAAACGGGUCGUUUCUUACUCUACUCCCUCUAUGGCUGGGGCUUGCCGACUCUAAUGACUAUCAUUACAGUGUCACUGGCUAAAUCUGAUUUGCUGAGUGAGAAUUUGCGUCCGAACUUCAAGCAGGGUCGUUGCUGGUUCACAUAUGGCACAUUUGCCUCAGCAAAUUUACUUUUCUUCUCCGGACCUAUUGGUGUGCUCUCACUUAUUAACUUUGUACUGUUUCUACUAACACUACGCUACUGCAAUCGCGUGAAACGAGAGAUUUUCCGCAUGCAAAGUUCAAAUGCCGAGAAGCCAGUAUUGCGACGACGUUUCUUUGUAGACAAAGCUCGUUUUGCGAUGAAUACCAAACUUUUCAUUGUGAUGGGUAUUACUUGGUUCAUGGAAAUAUUGAGUAUUAUUUUAUACGAUCGCAAACAAAUGUUCUUUUGGGUGAUCAGCGAUUCAUUCAAUGUGCUACUGGGUGUUUUCGUAUUCUUCAUAUUUGUUUUCAAGAAACGCAUUUGGCAUUCAAUACUAACAAAGCUUGGUUUCCGUUCCAAUGAGCGGUCGAAAACGCUACCUCAUGCCACCUGCGCUACACAGUCCACUUAUGCGCCACAAAACCUAUCUAUGGUGCGCCUAAAUGCCAUCGAAGGCAAUUUGUCAUUGCUUUGUAAUGCGGCAAAGAAUUAGCUUAGACAUUGUUGUUCUCCCACUCAUAUGUGUGUAUGUACAUGUGUGCAUUGUGAUUUCGUAAUAUUUGUAUAUAAUUUAUAUUCUUUCUAGGUGUGUUAAAUUGCUGCUGGUCACGAAAAUCUACGAAUUGACAAUUUUGUACACAUUUGGAUGUUAUUUUAUUAGCAUUACGCUUGCUUGUAGGAUAUUUAUUUACCAUUAAAUGCCAUAUUUAAAU
Messenger RNA from Anastrepha obliqua, 2991 nucleotides. RefSeq names its product G-protein coupled receptor Mth2 (gene mthl15). The record is from RefSeq and is a predicted model, not a curated record. Gene Ontology annotation, molecular function: G protein-coupled receptor activity. Bases 552 to 2771 code for a protein of 739 amino acids. The transcript has 7 exons. Gene Ontology annotation, cellular component: membrane. Gene Ontology annotation, biological process: G protein-coupled receptor signaling pathway; cell surface receptor signaling pathway. Lineage: Eukaryota; Metazoa; Arthropoda; Insecta; Diptera; Tephritidae.